GUUUUCUUCCUCCUUCUCCACCUCCUACCUUACACACACACUCACUCUCACGGCACACAUUUUCCAGCCAUUAUUCUUCAACUCAUCAUUCCGCUGCUUCAUCCGGACUGACCGUUCAUCGUUCCAUAUAUAAUCAUGUCGUCCACUCUGCAAAUGUUCUUCAACCGUCUGGUUGCCAAGCCUUCUUAUGUGUCAACCACAGCAACACCGUCCGACAACAACAACAACAACAACGGCCAAGACUUUACCUCGGGCGACUCGGCGUCGGAAGACAGCUGCUAUAUAGAAACGCCAGUCGAUCCUGUCGCUGCUGCUACUGCUGCGAGACAACAACAACAACCACAACCCUGUGCACCAGCUGCUACAGUUCCUGCUGCUGUCGCUGCCUCGCCUAUUCCCAUACAGCAACCGAACCAUGGCUACCCCUCCCCUGGUUCCUUUUUGUCGCCUUACGCACAGAACGUCACUUCGCCUCUCUCUAUGAGCGACCUGAGCAACUCGCCAGAUCGUACCAGAACUGAUUUCAUGCCGAACAUCCACGCAUCAUCCUUUGGAUCACACUCCUCAUUAUCCGUCCCACCCGAUGAAACGUUGUACUUCCCAUCAGGCUCUUACGACCAGGACUUUCCGCUGGGCGACCUGCUUGGCGAACAACAGCAGCUGCCACCCAACGCAGAUCCUGAUAUGCUGUGGGUUACUCCACAGCACUCAUCCGGAGAUAGCAGCCAGCUACACCAACAGCAACAGCCUCCAACGCUGGCCUUGACCACGACGUCGUCCGUUGAAAGCAACAAUUAUAUGCAAGUGCGCGGGUCCCGAGCUUCUUCGUGUUCCCAGACGCCACUAUUGGCACUGGGUGGUUCCUCCAUUGAUAGUUUCGGAUCAUUCCAAGCUCCGCCAUCACAAGCGUCCUCGUAUUCACAUCAACAUCAUCACCACUAUCAACAGAUGCACAACAAUAACAACAAUGGUGGCGCCAUUGAUAUCCCACAACAGCAGCAAGGGCAGCAGCAGCAACAGUCAUCAUCUGACUUGUUCGGGUCUACUAUUAACCCUCAAUGCAUUACCACCCCUAUCUUGUCGAUUUCGCCUGCACAAGCAUCGUGCUCGUCGUCCAUACUUGGCAACAUGAUGGACCACCUUGUCAUUGCUUCACCUUCGGUUCAUUCCGAGCACUCUGUGUUUUCGAAUCCUUUUCAACAACAACAGCAGCAACAGCAGCAACCGUCCACCAUAUCAUCCUUUGACGAUCAAUUGUUGUUACAGCCCCACCUCCAUCAUCAACAACAUCCGCACCAACAAAACGAGAGCAAUAUACCCUCCUCUUCAUUGCCCAUAGAUUGGGACAUUUAUUCUUGGGUCAAACAGCAACAGCUCUAUGGAUCUAUGAUGUAUGAAGAGCAACAGCUGCCUAUUGAAGAUCAUGCUCCGUCACCUAUCAGUGAGCAGGAACAGCAACAGGUUGUUUGUGUAAAACAAGCUGAUACGGAGGAAGCAGCUCCAGCAGUAUCACAACAGCAGCAGCAUCAAGAACAACGGCAAAGACGACGGCAGCAGCAGCGUCUACCGAGAUCACAAAGACGUCAACAACAACGACCACGACGUCCUCCAGCCAUACGGCGCACUAUCCAUAAAUGCCCUAAAUGCUCGCAUACAAGCAAUCGAGCAAACAACAUGAAGGAGCACAUCCUCACGCACGACCCGAACCGCGAAAAGAACUUUGCCUGCGAUUCCUGCGCCAAAGCGUUUGCUCGUAAGUAUGACAUGGAGCGCCAUCGCAAGACACACGAACGGCGCAAGAAGCCUCGCUAUCCAGAGAGCGGCACUGUUGUCUUCCGCUGACACUCACUGUACAGGACGCUGACAAAUAUCGUACUAGCGUCGAUACAUAUCCACCACCACUGUAUUUAGAUUUCUAUUUCUUUUUGUUUGUAUAUUCCUCUCUAUUUUCUUUGCUGUAAUUACUUCUUAUUGUUUCUUUACAUUAUCCUAUUCUUUUCUUCUAUUUAUUCUACCCUUCUUUGUUGUAUACACGGCCACUCUACUGCAUAUCACCCUUCAUUCACUCACUCACUCACUGAUUUGACAGAACUUUCUGAAUAUAUACGAAUGAAUUUCCAAGAGCUAUUCUUUUUCUUCAUGUAAUUCACAUGGUCUCGCUAAUUGACAGCAGUAGUCGCCGACAAUCGAAUGGACUAAUACUGGGCUCUAUAUUUGAAAUGGUGCCGGUGCUGCACUAGGUGGUUGGGGGGAGGGAUGAUGUACCUGA
Messenger RNA from Zychaea mexicana, 2269 nucleotides. RefSeq lists its product as uncharacterized. The record is from RefSeq and is a predicted model, not a curated record. Lineage: Eukaryota; Fungi; Mucoromycota; Mucoromycetes; Mucorales; Lichtheimiaceae. Bases 136 to 1842 code for a protein of 568 amino acids. The transcript is spliced from 2 exons.